CACCUUUCACAUUGAUUUAUAUCUAAAAACUGUUCAGGAAGAAGCAGAACCCUUCUAUAAAAGAUUCUACUGGACCACGCCUACUUUAUAACUCACAUGAUUCUCUUACCUCAUAAAUUAUCAACCAAUAAAAUUUCUGGUAAUCUUUUCCAAGGCACCUGAAGAGAAAAUGGCUCAGAUAGAACAAUUAAUUGAAAAAUUUCAAAUAGUAAGACAUGUCACUGUGGUGGCUUCUUCUAACAAGCAAUUUCACUGUCUUAGUUAAUUAACACAUAUUUUUAUUGUACAAAAAAACAUAUUGUAAGAAGAAAGAAUGUGUGUAGUUUAGAAUUUAGUUAAAAUUUAUCAGUAUAGGUUAUUAGGAAUGUUUAUAAGUUAUUUUCAAUAAACUGCAUAUCCUCUACAAUUGUAUAGAUAAAUAAAAUAAUAAUGAACCCUUACUGUAGAAACAUUCCAAUUUAUUUGAUAUCUGUUAAAUAUUAGAAGCCAUUGUAUACGUGUACACCCAGACCUAGUUUUCAAAAACUAAUACCAAACUUAAAUAUUUAUUUUUUCUCCAUUUUAAAGAAAAAUAUGAGAACAAUAAUUUACCAAAACACAAUUAUAAUUAACAUAGUGGAGCAGCCAACCAGAUUCCUAUAGCAUGUCAAAUUAUACGUUUUUUAUUACAGUUUUAUUUCGAUCUUUCAAUCUUUUUAAAUUUAGAAUGUCAUUGGAUCCAUCCCUGUGGUAGUACUAAAUUCAUCGCUUUAAACGUCGGCAUGUCAUGACAUAAUAAAGUAAAAAUUAUAAUUUAUGACGUAACUGUUUACAGUGUCAUUGUAUGUGAACCGUUAUGUAUUUAUAAUAUUGUAUAUUUUUUCGACUAAAAUCGCAGUUGAGUUAGGGCUGUGCUACUUUUAAGACGUUCAAUUUUCGCAUCCAUCGCCCACCGGCAACAAAAGGACCGAGUAGUAAGUGGAGACAAACUACGGAGAGACUACGAUUCGAUGUCCCUUUCAAAUUACAAUAUAAAAACAAUGGCACUUAACAAAUACGACGUAGGCAACGUACAUUUGUUGAACGAUUCGUGGAAACUAUGGUAUUGGAGAUUCAGCGGAACUGCGGUCCCGGACGUCAAUUGGACGGAUAAUUUGCACGGAUUGUGCGAGUUUGACAGUGUCGAAAAAUUUUGGAGCAUUUUUAAUCAUAUUAAAAUGCCAAGUAUGUUAACGACUGGCUGUGAUUACUCUGUAUUUAAAUCAGAUAUAAAACCCAUGUGGGAAGACCCAGCAAACAAGAAUGGUGGACGUUGGUUAAUAAAGGAUAGUGGACUAUUAGAUCAGUACUGGAUGGAUAUUCUGUUGAGUAUGAUUGGUGGAAUGUAUGAUCCAUACAACGAUAAUAUUUGUGGUAUUGUCUAUAAUAGGCGUCAAUACAGUAAAAUAUCUGUUUGGAUUUCUUCAUGUGACAUGGAUAUUGUUAAUGACAUUGGCUCUAAACUUAAAGUUUACCUUGAUACAAAAGAAAAGUUGAAGUUUGAAAAACACAGUGAAUUUUUGAAGAAGAAAAUAAAUUCGCAGAAAAAAAUUUAUUUAGGCCAAAUGACACAAACAAAUAUUUAAAUGUUAUUAAAAAUUAAUAUAUUAAACACAAUCUGUUUUAUUAUGAUGUAAGUUUUAAAAAAUGUAAUAUGUCUUACUAUUUAAACGAUAAAGGAAAUUUAUUAUGCUAAGAUUACUAGCCAAUAAACAGUUAAAUACUUUAGCAAUGAUAAAAUCCUGAUAUAUUAUUAUAUAAUUACAAAAAGUAAACAUGUUAUUGUUGAAAAAUUAUUAUUGUUAGCUGGAUUACAUUGUUUUUUUUUUUUUA
This is a messenger RNA of Myzus persicae (green peach aphid), 1851 nucleotides long. RefSeq names its product eukaryotic translation initiation factor 4E-like. Gene Ontology annotation, molecular function: translation initiation factor activity; RNA 7-methylguanosine cap binding. The coding region runs from base 990 to 1604 and encodes 204 amino acids. Gene Ontology annotation, biological process: translational initiation. The transcript has 5 exons. Gene Ontology annotation, cellular component: eukaryotic translation initiation factor 4F complex; cytoplasm. The record is from RefSeq and is a predicted model, not a curated record. NCBI's taxonomy places the organism in Eukaryota, Metazoa, Arthropoda, Insecta, Hemiptera, Aphididae.